UUCCUCCUCUUCGCCUUCCUUCCUCAUUGCAACAUCUCCGGUUGAGGACCACUUUUGGACCCUUCGCUGACAUCGCAGCGCCGCUUGAUUUCACUCAGAACUCCGGUGUUUAUCCCUCCGUAGCGUCAAAAUGCCACACGAAUACCCAGCGCUGUCCCCAGAGCAGAAGAAGGAGCUCGCAGAAAUUGCCCAGAAGAUCGUCGCCCCUGGAAAGGGGAUCCUGGCAGCCGAUGAGUCCACCGGCAGUAUGGCCAAGCGCAUGCAGCAGAUCAACGUGGAGAACACCGAGGAGAACCGCCGUUUCUACCGUCAGAUCCUCUUCUCUGCCGACGACCGCAUGAAGGGCUGCAUCGGUGGGGUCAUCUUUUUCCACGAGACCCUCUACCAGAAGAAUGACGCUGGGGUGCUCUUCCCUAAGGUCAUCAAGGACAAGGGCAUUGUUGUGGGCAUCAAGGUUGACAAAGGUGUUGUCCCCCUGGCUGGCACCAAUGGUGAAACCACCACCCAAGGUCUGGAUGGGCUCUCUGAAAGGUGCGCCCAGUACAAGAAGGAUGGGGCAGACUUUGCCAAGUGGCGCUGUGUGCUGAAGAUCACCCCCACCACACCUUCCAACCUGGCCAUCAUUGAGAAUGCCAAUGUCUUGGCUCGCUAUGCCAGCAUCUGCCAGCAGAAUGGCAUCGUCCCCAUUGUUGAGCCCGAGAUCCUGCCCGAUGGAGAUCAUGACUUGAAGCGCUGCCAGUAUGUGACUGAGAAGGUUCUGGCUGCAGUGUACAAAGCUCUGAGUGACCACCAUGUCUACCUGGAGGGCACCCUGCUCAAACCCAACAUGGUGACAGCUGGCCACGCCUGCACCCACAAGUAUGCCCCUCAGGAGAUCGCCAUGGCAACGGUGACUGCUCUGCGCCGCACUGUUCCACCUGCAGUGCCAGGAGUCACUUUCCUGUCUGGAGGUCAGAGUGAGGAGGAAGCCUCCAUCAACUUGAGUGCCAUCAACCAGUGCCCCCUGCACAAGCCCUGGGCCUUGACCUUCUCUUAUGGUCGCGCCCUGCAGGCCUCCGCACUCAAAGCCUGGAGUGGCAAGAAGGAGAACGCUAAGGCGGCACAGGAAGAGUACAUGAAGAGGGCCAUGAAUAACAGCCAGGCUGCCGUAGGAAAAUACGUCUCUUCAGGAGACCAGGGAGCUGCUGCUGGUCAGUCCCUCUUUGUGGCCAACCAUGCCUACUAAAGCCAGCUCUACCUCCAGUGGUCAUCUGACGUGUCACCCGACACUGGGGGGGGGUUUACCCCCUGCUGGAAGGCUGGAGGAAGUGGGAGUGUGGCGAGCACCCACCUGUCUACCCUGCGUACCAUAGUGUGUCGUAGCUUUAGUGGCAAUGCUGUAGUCUGUCAAAGCUGGCCCUAUCUCCCCGCGUGAUGUCACCUCCUGUGUCCCAGCGUGUGCCUUCACGGAUAUCAUGAGUCAAACGGAACUUGAUAUUUAAAACGAACAUGAGCAAGAAAUUAACACCUGCUUGUCCGUCGGUCCAUCUGUCUGUGUUUGUAUGUUGCUGUCUGGAAUAUAAUAAAAAUAAAAUUAAAAAAACAAA
Polypterus senegalus (gray bichir) is the source of this 1586-nucleotide messenger RNA. Its product is annotated as fructose-bisphosphate aldolase A-like. The transcript has 9 exons. Gene Ontology annotation, cellular component: cytosol. Gene Ontology annotation, biological process: glycolytic process; fructose 1,6-bisphosphate metabolic process. Gene Ontology annotation, molecular function: fructose-bisphosphate aldolase activity. Lineage: Eukaryota; Metazoa; Chordata; Cladistia; Polypteriformes; Polypteridae. The record is from RefSeq and is a predicted model, not a curated record. Bases 131 to 1225 code for a protein of 364 amino acids.